AUGUCCUCCCCUUUCGACCUUGUCUCAAUCUCCAUAGACUCCGAUGCAAAGUCAAUGAUAGGUACUGCCGGAAGCUUCAAAACAUGCCAUCCGGCUCUUUUGCAUACUACUACUUCAUUGAGCGCUACACCUGGGCCAUCAACUUCACAAUCUUCCAUUUUCACAGCAACACAUGUCGUAGCCAAGCGUGUCUUUUUCCGAAAACGUGACGGGAACUCCAAGCGUCAAAGGUUUUCCAAAGAAGAUGAACUUGGGAGGACGCUUGAUGAGGCCAACUGCCUAUACUGGGCUACCUGUUUGAUGUCCCUCGUCUAUAUUUUUGUUGACGAAAUGCUUCAGACACAGACUGUAAAGCAGACCAUUGCAAACGAGGUCCCUCGCCUCCGACUCGUCUAUGCUGCAGUUGCUAUCCCUGAAGACGUUUCGGACUGCGCUGGAGCAGCAUACCUAUUAGAAGAAAGAAUCGAGGGCAAGUUUAUCAAGUAUAUUAACAACAAUUCUGCAGCUCCUGCUCAUCAUCUACAGGGCGAAGAGGAAAAAAUAGGGUUGUUUCUAUGCUUCGCCCAGCAUGUACAAUAUCAGCUCACAAAUGAAGUCGUGUAUCUGUCUGAUUUCCAAGGUUCUGGAGACCUCCUUACUGACUGCCAAGUUAUGACAGGACCUGACUACAUGAGUAACUUCGGUGAAAGAAAUUGCACUGAGGCAUUUCGCGCAUUCAAAAUGACUCAUAAAUGCAAUGUCUUUUGUCAAGCAUUUGGUUUGCAGCCCUUCAUCAUAGCCAAGCAAGUUGGUGCUGCCUCGGACAACAACAAUAAUGCGUACUGGUAG
Suillus plorans is the source of this 828-nucleotide messenger RNA. RefSeq lists its product as uncharacterized. Lineage: Eukaryota; Fungi; Basidiomycota; Agaricomycetes; Boletales; Suillaceae. The transcript has 4 exons. The coding region runs from base 1 to 828 and encodes 275 amino acids. The record is from RefSeq and is a predicted model, not a curated record. Gene Ontology annotation, biological process: protein phosphorylation. Gene Ontology annotation, molecular function: ATP binding; protein serine/threonine kinase activity.